UUCAUAAAAGCAAUUUUUGCACACAACAACACAUACCAAACCACAUUUAAUUCUAAAAAGCCGAAAGGAGCGCAACCAAAACGUAAAUUUAAUUAAAAAACAAGGAAAAUAAUUGUGUAAAUAAGAAGUGAAAUAAUAAAUUGAAAAUAAAAACAAAAAAGAAAAAUGUUUGAAGCACGUUUAAUCAAUGCCACCAUACUCAAGAAAAUCUUGGAUGCCAUCAAAGAUUUACUAAAUGAAGGCACCUUUGAUUGCAGUGAUUCUGGUAUACAGCUGCAAGCCAUGGAUAAUUCUCACGUUUCCUUGGUUUCUCUGACCCUACGCUCUGAUGGCUUUGAUAAAUUCCGCUGUGAUCGCAACAUUUCCAUGGGCAUGAACUUGGGCAGCAUGGCCAAGAUUUUGAAGUGUGCCAAUAAUGAUGACACUGUUACGGUAAAGGCCCAAGAUAAUGCGGACACUGUUACCUUUAUGUUUGAGUCACCCAAUCAUGAGAAAGUCUCCGACUACGAAAUGAAACUUAUGAAUCUCGAUCAGGAACAUUUGGGUAUACCCGAAACAGAUUAUUCCUGUGUGGUGCGUAUGCCUUCGAUGGAAUUUGCCCGCAUCUGCCGUGAUUUGGCGCAAUUCAGUGAAUCCAUGUUGAUUUGCUGCACCAAGGAGGGUGUUAAAUUCUCUGCUUCCGGUGAUGUGGGUUCGGCCAAUGUUAAAUUGGCUCAAACCUCCAGUGUGGACAAGGAAGAAGAGGCCGUGGUUAUUGAAAUGCAAGAGCCAGUCACUCUUACAUUUGCCUGUCGUUACCUGAAUGCUUUCACCAAGGCUAGUCCCCUGUCGGGACAAGUACAGUUGUCGAUGUCGGCAGAUGUGCCGUUGGUGGUUGAAUAUCGCAUACAAGAAUUGGGCUACAUACGUUACUAUUUGGCGCCUAAAAUCGAAGACGAUGAGAGCUAAACUACUGGUAGUUUAUGGUAUAUACGCUCUGUUAAGCUUAAAGAUUUAGUUGUAUACAAAUGUCUUCAUAAAUGCUUGAUACAUCCUUCCUCUUUAAUACACACAUAAAUAUUCUUGUUACUUUAGGUAUUACACAAACAAGUUCUACAAAAUAGCAUGGAAGAUAUUCAUCUUUAUUAUAUUAAAAAUAACAUUCUUUAGUAAUUUUAAGUUGGAAAACUAUUGCAGUUUUUUUUUAUUUGCACAAUUAUUAUUUUCAUAACUUGUUUAUAAAUCUCCUCCGGAAAAGGGAAGACAUUUUUUUUAUAAAAAUAAACUAUAUUCUAAAUUGUUUAAAAAGAA
Calliphora vicina (urban bluebottle blowfly) is the source of this 1290-nucleotide messenger RNA. RefSeq names its product Proliferating cell nuclear antigen 2 (gene PCNA2). The transcript has 2 exons. Lineage: Eukaryota; Metazoa; Arthropoda; Insecta; Diptera; Calliphoridae. Gene Ontology annotation, molecular function: DNA polymerase processivity factor activity; DNA binding. The record is from RefSeq and is a predicted model, not a curated record. Gene Ontology annotation, cellular component: PCNA complex. Bases 166 to 948 code for a protein of 260 amino acids. Gene Ontology annotation, biological process: translesion synthesis; regulation of DNA replication; leading strand elongation.